Molecule: messenger RNA, 896 nt
Organism: Drosophila innubila
Lineage: Eukaryota; Metazoa; Arthropoda; Insecta; Diptera; Drosophilidae
Gene: CkIIbeta2
Product: casein kinase II subunit beta'
Exons: 2
Coding region: 58-711 (217 amino acids)
Cellular component (GO): cytoplasm; protein kinase CK2 complex
Molecular function (GO): protein kinase regulator activity
Source: RefSeq, a predicted model, not a curated record
CGAUAUUUUUUUGUUCUUUUGUUUGUUUUAGUUUAUAUCACAUUUUAUUAGAUUACUAUGACGGACUCGGAGGAGAUCGCCUGGAUACCUUGGUUCUGCAAGCAGCGCGGACACGAGUUCUUCUGCGAGGUGGACGAGGACUACAUACAGGAUAAGUUCAAUUUAAGCUUUCUCGACUCGAAUGUGAGCAACUAUCGACGGGCAUUGGAGGUUAUACUGGAUCUGGACACGGGCUCCGGCACGGAUGCGCCGACAGAGGCUGAGCUGGAGCAUUGUGCCGAGAAGUUGUACGGUCUUAUACACGCUCGCUUCAUUCUAACCAAUCGUGGCAUUGAUCUGAUGAUGGAGAAGUAUCAGAAGGGCCUUUUUGGCUACUGUCCACGGGUCUUUUGCCAACGACAGCCAGUGCUGCCCAUCGGCCUGAGCGACAAUCCCGGCGAGGAUAUGGUGCGUGUCUUUUGUCCCAAGUGCAAUGAUGUCUAUCUGCCCAAAUCGGCAAGACAUUCAGCCAUAGAUGGCGCCUUCUUUGGCACCGGAUUUCCCCACAUGUUCUUCAUGGUGAGACCCGAAGCGAGACCCAAAAGAGCCAAGCAGAAGUUUGUGCCAAGAUUGUAUGGCUUCAAGAUCCAUCAGAUGGCACAUCGAUCGCCCAACGAUCUCAACUCCUAUCUUUAUAAGGAACAGCAGCCACCUGAUGUCGAUAGUCAAUAGUUGUUUCUUGAUACAACAAAUGGUUCCAUCUUGCUUUCAAAAUUUUUGAUCCCAUGACUAAAUUAUAUGUAUACAUUAUUUUGUCACUAUCUUACACAUAUUUCUCGUUCUCAAGUAUCUUAUUAACAUCAAAAUCAUAAUAAGCCAUGCUGCACAUGGUUUAUAAAUAUUGUGAUAAUUACUUA